CUGAGGGCGUCCCAGCUCCCGUCGGGAAUUCUGGGAAGUGUAGUCCCCGACUACGGUGUGGACCGAGUCACUUCCGCCCCAGGUGUUUGAGGCCGCUGCCUGUGCUCCUCUCUGAAAGGUCUCUGCCUUUUUCUAGAAAAGGAAAGAGAAAAUGACUGAAUUGCAGGAGAUGGUGACAUUCAGGGAUGUGGCCGUGAUCUUCAGCGAGGAGGAGCUGGGGCUUCUGGGCACUGCACAAAGGAAGCUGUACCGGGAUGUGAUGCUGGAGAACUUCAGAAUGCUGCUCUCAGUGGCCCAUCAGCCCUCCAAGCCAGACUUGAUAGCCCAGUUGGAGAGAGAAGAAAAGCUUUUCACUAUGGAGACGGAAACCCAAAGAGCUGGGUUUUCAGGAAGCAAGGAUGAAUAUACUAUGGAGAAUAUUCAAGAUGUGGGAUUAAGCUCCCUUUGUCCCAAAAUGCUUUCCUUGCAUCAGACCUGGCAGCGAGGUGCAGGCAUACUAACGAGGUGUCAAGAUUCCACAGAAAGCUUUCAAGAGAAGAAUAUUGAGUUGCAAAACCAAGGUGUUUCUCCUUGUCAGCUUUGGGCAGGAAUACCAAUUCAGAUUUCUGAAGAUGGGAAUUAUGUGUUGCCUCCAAUAGAUGAUGAUUCUGGAUAUACAAAAAAACAAGAGUUCCCAUCUCUGAGAGUCCAGCAGUCUUGGAGGAAAUCGUAUCUCACAGAGUCACGUAAUUGCCAGUGUAAAGGUCAGCAAAUGUCCAUGAGAAAUAAUUUCUGUGGGUGUGACAGUAUCAACUGGCUCUCAUACCACAGUGACCAUGUGGGAUUACACAGAAAGGGAGGAAGCUGUGAUCUCCAUGACUACAGAGAAGAUACUGUGAAGGUGGAGUCACUUAAUCGGGGUUUGACUGAGACAAGGCCGAAGCCCUGUCCAUGUACUGAGCAUAGAAAGGCUGUGGGGGACGGCGGCAGCAACACCUACAGCGCUGACACUCAUCUGCAGUUCUGCUCACUCAGUCCAUGUGGAAAGGGCUGGAGUGAGAGACUAUCUCUUCAUAGUCAUCAAAGUGUUCAGAGAGGAGAUGAAGGUGAUGAGGGUCCACCUCUGCAGUCCCCCCAGAGAGCAUGUAUGAGGGAGACACCAUGCCAGUGUGGUGAGAACUUCCAUCAGCAUGCCCCUUCUAACACUUAUGGACAUACUCACCAAGGGGAAGCACCCCAGAGCUGCAGCCUUUAUGAGAAAACCUUCAAUUGUACCUUAGACCUUAGUAGUGAUUUUAGGGUUUACAUUAGAGAGGAUCCCUAUAAAUAUGAGAAUGGUUUUAAUCAGAAUUUACAUAACCAAGUUCAUCAUAAAAUCUAUGCUGAAGAGAAUCUUUACACAAGUGUCGAUUGUGGGAAGGAUUUCACAUGUCGCUCAAAUCUUAACAUUCAGCAUAAAAUUCAUGUGGAAAAGAAUCUAUAUAACUCUGAAGAGUGUGAUCAUUUCAGUCUACCCUCACGUUUUCAGGACUUUCCAAUAGUCCACUCCAGGGAACAACCACAUAAACAUUAUAUAUGCAGUAACAGCUUCAGUCAAAAUUCACACAUUCAAGAACAUCAGAAGACUCACACUGGAGAAAAACCUUACAAAGAGGGUGGAAACAGCUGUAAUUGGAGUUCAAACCUCAAAGAUCAUCAGAGAGGCCUCAUUGGACAGAAGCCAUAUAAAUGCAAUGCCUGUGGGAAAGGCUUCAGUCAUAGAUCAGUUCUUAAUGUUCAUCAGAGAGUCCACACUGGAGAGAAACCAUAUAAAUGUGAGGAGUGUGAAAAGGGAUUCAGUCGGAGCUCCUACCUUCAAGCACACCAGAGAGUUCACACUGGAGAAAAACCAUACAAGUGUGAGGAGUGUGGGAAAGGCUUCAGUCGAAAUUCCUACCUUCAAGGCCACCAGAAAGUUCACACUGGAGAGAAACCAUACAAGUGUGAGAAAUGUGGGAAAGGCUUCAGUCGGAGUUCCCACCUUCAAGGCCACCAGAGAGUCCACACUGGAGAAAAACCAUACAAGUGUGAGGAGUGUGGGAAGGGCUUCAGCUGGAGCUUUAAUCUUCAAAUUCAUCAGCGGGUUCACACAGGGGAAAAACCCUAUAAAUGUGGAGAAUGUGGUAAAGGCUUCAGUAAAGCUUCAACUCUUCUGGCCCAUGAAAGAGUCCACACAGGAGAGAAGCCUUACCAGUGUGAUGAGUGUGGUAAGAGCUUCAGUCAGAAAUCAUACCUUCAAAGCCAUCAGAGUGUCCACUCUGGAGAGAGACCAUAUAUAUGUGAAGUAUGUGGUAAAGGCUUCAGUCAGAGAGCAUAUCUACAGGGUCACCAGAGAGUCCACACAAGAGUAAAACCAUAUAAAUGUGAAAUGUGUGGGAAAGGCUUCAGUCAGAGUUCACGCCUUGAAGCACAUCGGAGAGUCCACACAGGGGGGAAGCCAUACAAAUGUGAGAUGUGCACAAAGGGUUUUAGUGAGAGUUCCCGCCUCCAGGCACAUCAGAGGAUCCACACAGAAGGGAGACCCUAUAAAUGUGAACAGUGUGGUAAGGGUUUCAGUGGGUAUUCCAGUCUUCAGGCCCAUCACAGAGUCCACACUGGGGAGAAACCCUAUAAAUGUGAGGCAUGUGGAAAGGGCUUCAGUCAGAGAUCGAAUCUUCAAGCUCAUCAGCGAGUCCACACGGGAGAGAAACCAUACACAUGUGAUGCAUGUGGUAAGGGAUUUCGCUGGAGCUCAGGCCUUCUGAUUCAUCAAAGAGUUCAUAGUGGUGAGAAGUUCUACAGAAAUGAAGAAUAUAGUAAUGGUUACACUUCCUCAAAGAACCUACACAGAAAUGAAGGUCUAUAAAAUUGUGUUCUGUUUUGUUUUGAAGUCCUCAAGUGGGAACUGAAAACUUCCAGUCAUUGGGGUUCUUUAGUAGGAAAAAGAUUUAAUGGAAAUAUGUUUGGACCCAGCUUGAACAUUGAUGAUGUAGGAAAGCACACAGUGUAGAGCUCUAAUGAGAGGGUUUCGCAGUAAGUUUGUCAAAACGUCAACAAGCCAUUGCAUAGGCUCAAGGGCAUACUAAUUUAAGAAAAAUAUGAUAACAUGGCCAGUUUUGUGUCCACCAGCAUAUAAGCCUGAUGAUAGAAGAGACUAUGUCCAUUGCUAAGUCUAUAAAACUGUGGCAUUUCAUAAUUCAAAAUAAUCACUCAGUGCUUUUUGCUAAAUGAGUCAAAGUAUGUAAAGGUAUAAUGUUUGAAAAUUUUAUUAAGCUUAUUUUGAAUUCAGAAGAAUCUUGCAAAUGAUCUUAAUAUUAUUGGGAGCAAAUAAAUCUUACUUGAAACAUAAAACAUCAAGCAAUAUUGCCAUCUAAAACAACAUCAAUUUACUUGUAACCCUAUUGGAACUGGUUCCUGACCUUUGUUGUGUCUUAAGUAAGGAGGUGUUGGAUCUCUUAAGCAAUUAGUCGCCUUCUAUGCAAUAUACUGUUAAGUUUGGCUGUGUAUGGGGUGUGUGACCCAUGUGUGCACUUUAAAUGACACUAUGGACUGAUAAGCCACAUUUCAAGUUUACUGAACAAAAAUGGAAUGCCACAUUUGACAUAAUUGAAUUUUUACUUCUGCCUGAGUGUUAAAGCAGAGUUUCACUGUGACACUUAGAAAGUAUAGGAAGAGAUUAUGGGUGACAACUGUACUUUUAUUUUUUUGAGACAGACUACUCCCUGUAGUCCCAGCUGGCCUGGAACUAUGUAGACUGGGCUGUCCUUGAACUCAGAGAUCUGCCUGCCUCUGCCUCUCGAAUGCUAGGAUUAAAGGUGUGUGCCACCAUGCCUGGCCGACGAAUGUGCUUUUAGUAAAUGUCAAAGUAACAAGGCUUGAUUUUUAUUUUUACACUCCAUAGUUCCAAUUAAGUCCAUGUGAUCUGACUGAUAAUUAAGUAUGGUCUUUGUCUAAUUGGCAAAGUGAGUGACAGGUUUGAAGGACUGUUCUCACUCCAGACACUUUCCCCACCCACACACACAAAGGGAACAGUCUUAGGACCUCACCCCCAGAUGGCUGGUUAAAGAAACAGUAUCAACAGAGACCCAAGGAGGGUCUCUCUCUUUCUCUCUUUAAGAUUUAGUUUGAUUAUGUGAUGUGUGUAAGUCUGGGUCUGGGUUUGUGCAUGUGGGUGCAGGUGCCCAAGGAUGCUGGAAGAGGCCAGAACAGUAUCAGAUCUCCAGGAGCUGGAGUUACAGGUGGUUGUGAGCUACCCGAUGUGGGUACUGGGAACUGAACUCUGCUCCUCUGCAAGAGCAGUAUGAAUGCUUAACUGCCGAGCCAUCUCUCCAGUCCUUCAUGCAUUUCGUUAUUAGCCACCACUUCCAAGAGAUCUUGCAAGCUUCAUGAUAGUUUUGGCAGUAAAAUGGAGCUAGAGAAAUCACUCACACAAAAGCAGACAAAAGAAUUGGGCAAGGAAAGCAUGGCACAAUAAAAUAGCAAGAUGUGGUCUCAGGUCAGGUGAUAUGAAUAAGUACACUAAACGUUAACGGUAUAGCCAUGCCCUUUAAAACAGAGAUUGUUGGACUGGAUAAAAUGUAAAGCCUGGGGCUGGAGAGAUGGCUCAGUGGUUAAGAGCACUGACUGCUCUUGGAGAG
This is a messenger RNA of Nannospalax galili (Upper Galilee mountains blind mole rat), 4634 nucleotides long. RefSeq names its product zinc finger protein 112 (gene Znf112). The transcript has 5 exons. Gene Ontology annotation, molecular function: RNA polymerase II cis-regulatory region sequence-specific DNA binding; DNA-binding transcription factor activity, RNA polymerase II-specific. Bases 152 to 2863 code for a protein of 903 amino acids. The record is from RefSeq and is a predicted model, not a curated record. Lineage: Eukaryota; Metazoa; Chordata; Mammalia; Rodentia; Spalacidae. Gene Ontology annotation, biological process: regulation of transcription by RNA polymerase II.